This is a messenger RNA of Saccharomyces mikatae IFO 1815, 285 nucleotides long. It is a transcript of the gene SME1, whose product is annotated as mRNA splicing protein SME1. Gene Ontology annotation, molecular function: RNA binding. The record is from RefSeq and is a predicted model, not a curated record. Gene Ontology annotation, biological process: spliceosomal snRNP assembly; mRNA splicing, via spliceosome. NCBI's taxonomy places the organism in Eukaryota, Fungi, Ascomycota, Saccharomycetes, Saccharomycetales, Saccharomycetaceae. The coding region runs from base 1 to 285 and encodes 94 amino acids. The transcript has a single exon. Gene Ontology annotation, cellular component: precatalytic spliceosome; U1 snRNP; U4 snRNP.
AUGUCGACUAGAGUCAAAGGCAAAGCUAUGUUGCCACCAAUAAAUUGUAUCUUUAACUAUUUACAACAGCAAACACUGGUAACAAUAUGGUUGUUUGAGCAGGUUGGCAUAAGAAUCAGGGGUAAAAUAGUGGGAUUUGAUGAGUUCAUGAACGUAGUUAUCGAUGAUGCUGUGGAAAUUCCUGUUAAUAGCGCGAAUGGUAAAGAGGAUGUGGAGAAAGGAACGCCUUUGGGGAAGAUCCUCUUAAAAGGUGAUAAUAUCACAUUAAUAACGUCCGUUGACUAA